Messenger RNA from Hemicordylus capensis (graceful crag lizard), 2907 nucleotides. RefSeq names its product CD37 molecule (gene CD37). The coding region runs from base 315 to 1244 and encodes 309 amino acids. The transcript has 9 exons. The record is from RefSeq and is a predicted model, not a curated record. NCBI's taxonomy places the organism in Eukaryota, Metazoa, Chordata, Lepidosauria, Squamata, Cordylidae. Gene Ontology annotation, cellular component: membrane.
UACGGCUGGGGAUUAAUCCAUAGGGGUGUAUGGAUGUCUAAAGUAGGAGCUGUUGGGUCUGAUUGCAUAAGGGUUAGCAUAGGCGUUAGAUCUAUGGGACACGUGAUUAGGGUGGUCUUGGACUGGGUACGUGGGAAGACUACUAAUGGGGUAGAAACUGAGAGGGGACUUUGUUAAGAGACACAAUAAUCAGAAGUGCCCACAAUAGAGUGUAUCUGUGGUACUUGGGAGUGUAGACGCAGGGUGUGCUGUUCCCAGGGAAAUGAGCAUAGAUUGCAUCUGUGGGGGUCCAGGCACUUCAGGGUACAGGUUUGAUGAGAGAUUGGAGAUGGGAGGAUUGGAUGUCAUGUGGGCUGAAUGUGGUUAGAGAGAUCUGCCUCUCCAUACUGGUGAAGUUUGGCAGAGGACUGUACAGAGACGGUGGUUGUGAAGGCACCAUGUCCCAUAAAGGAUGCCUCAGUGUCACAAAGUAUUUCCUCUUCAUCUUCAACCUCUUCUUCUUUAUUCUUGGAAGUCUCCUCUUCAGCUUUGGCCUCUGGAUACUUUUUGACCAAAGUAGCUUUGCUUCUGCCCUGGGGUCAACGUACUAUGCCCUAAAGGUCUGGUCCUAUAUUUUCUCUGGUGUUGGCAUCUUCACAAUGCUUCUGGGAUUCCUUGGAUGUCUGGGUUCCCUCAAGGAAAUCAAGUGCAUGCUAGGAUUUUACUUCGCCUUCCUGCUGCUUCUCUUUGUUGCUCAAAUCACCAUUGGAAUCCUCAUAUAUACACAGCGCAACACGCUCAGUACAACAGUCGGUAGAUAUGUGGAGGACAUAAUUGCAAACUAUGGGAGCACGGACAUACUCCCAGAUCGUGAGGAGAGCUGGGAUUUUGUGCAGAAGCAGCUCCAGUGCUGCGGAUGGACCUCCUACGACGACUGGCAGAGCAACAUAGAACUCAGAAACAACCAGUCUUCCGGCAUCUAUCCCUGCUCCUGCCACAACAUCUCCCAGUCUGGCCUGAUGGAGACUAACCACACAGUGGCCUCCAAGCCAUUUUUCUGUAAAGCCCAGGGAGCAUCUGGGUUCCCUAGUGUCUACACAAAGGGCUGCAAGGACAGUGUUGAGAUAUGGCUUACCAAUAAUAUCAUCAGCAUUGUGGGAAUCUGCCUUGGGAUUGCGCUCAUGGAGCUCUGCCUCAUGACGCUAUCGAUGUUUCUGUGUAGGACCUUGGGGCCCAACUAUGACAAGCUCACACGCUAUUACUAGAAGGGGACUCUCUGCUUCACAGAUUCUUCAUCUUUAGGGGCAAUACUGGCAAGUGUUCCCUCCAAUUUGGCUACUUCAGGGGUUUAAAGCAGUGCUUGUAGGGUUGCAUGGAACUUCACAAGGAUCUCUGUCUAGUAUGCUUACCUUGACUGAGACAGGACUGGUUCUACCCUAAUCCUGGUAACCAAAACUAUACCUUCAAGGACUGCAGACACUGGGGAGUGCCAUCUGCUGCAGGGUUCCUCAUGCAACUCACCAUGAGAUUACUUUGAUCUCUUCUCAAAAUUGUACAUGCCUUACCUUUUGCCAUGACAAAAUUUGCUGUAUAUCCUCCAAGAAAAAUCUGGCCCCUAAAAUUUCCCAUGACUCUCUUUGAAUCUUCACAUGCUACCAUCCAAGGCUUGAAUCUGCUCCAGUGUGAAGAACACUGUUUGGAAGCCACUAACCUACUGCAAGUUCCUGAUGUUUUACCAAAUCCAGUCUGGAAACUUGCAAAUGGGAUGUAUUGAAACGGUGUAACACAUCAAAAACAUUUGGAAUGUUUAGGUACAUUAUAAACUGAAAUGCUACCACCUACCAUCCAUCUCCUUUGUCCAUAAUCUCCAAUUUCAUUCAUUUGGCAUCAAGUGAACUUGAUCGUAAACCAUUCCUGACAGUGUUUUUUCAAGUGUUUACAUGUAUAUACUGUUUUAAUAGGGCUCCUGUAAAUGUUAAUUGGCUUGUUUUACCCUCAAGACUAUAAAUCUUGCCCUUAAUGGUUACUGAACUUUACAGUAACUUAAGUGUUACUGAAACACAUCUGGCAUUAAAAUUUAGAUUUGAAAUUGGCAACAUACCAUUAUUAACUUUGGUAGUGAAACAUGCUGGGCAGUGGCAACUUGGAUGAACCAGCCUUUUGACUGAUGAUGGUUCAAAUGUUUAGUCCAAAUUUUAUUCCCUCAUACACCUUAAGAUCCAAACAUGUGAAUCAGAGGCUUUGCAUUAUAUGCAUUGUCAGCCUUGCAUUUAUAAGUGCUUUUAUUGUAAACUGCCCAGAGACAUAGGUUUUGGGUGGUAUAUAAUAAGUGUCUGAAAAGGUGUAUUGUAUUAUAUUUUAAUUGUUGGAAACUGGCUUGACAAUUUAGUGUAGGGUUUGUAAUAGCACAAAGCUUGGACCAAACACUUUUGGGGAACUCCAACAAUAAAUGCAGUUGUGAAAUUUCGAAGAGGGAAGCAUGAGGGGGGGAAGUGUACGGUGGUGGGGAGAUCCUUAGAACUAAUCAAGUUUGGAAAUGUCCUUAGGGAGGAAAGGAGCAACAUUUGAGCUUUGUUACUAAAGGUGUUUUCAACACAUGCUAGACAAUUCGGGUCAAGAUGAUCCAGGUGAUGCAACACAGCCUACUAAACCCAAUAUAGUGGUUUACAAGAACUUCCUGUAGCCUUUUGGCCCCAGAUCUGGCCACAUUGGUUGCAGCAGAUGUAUAUAAAUAUGUAUUCAAUAUUAAUGUUUUGUCUAGUGGAGGUAUAAUUAUAGUUCCUUGUAGCUGUGAAGGAACACAGUUUGAGGAUGUAGGUAGGACUGAGUAGUCAUAAUUUCACCUUUCUUAGCUUGUUACUUGUUUUUAAAAUAUUUGGUGUUUUUGUAUUUUCCCAUUUGUAAAUAAAUAAAUGUUAGACCCGCUAA